Messenger RNA from Paecilomyces variotii, 1779 nucleotides. RefSeq lists its product as hypothetical. The record is from RefSeq and is a predicted model, not a curated record. Gene Ontology annotation, biological process: proteasome assembly. The coding region runs from base 171 to 1538 and encodes 455 amino acids. Gene Ontology annotation, molecular function: proteasome binding. Lineage: Eukaryota; Fungi; Ascomycota; Eurotiomycetes; Eurotiales; Thermoascaceae. The transcript has 3 exons.
AUAAUUAUGAUCGUGGUUUUUUAGGGAGAUAUCAGAGACUAGAGGGAAUAAGCCUCCCGUUUCAGUUUCACUGCGCGGAGACCACCCCUCAAGAACCAGGCAUCGUCCAUCUUGUCUUUCCAUCUUCCAUCUAACGCUUCUGUCGAGAAACCCAUCUCGAUAUCAACAGCAUGGCGCCAUCAAGUGGGCACCUGUUGCUCCCCAAGGUUUGGCGGGCAGCCAGGUUUGCCUACGAGAAGGCGUAUAGAGCCCUCAAAUCGAAAUUCCCUGAGCAGAUCCAGCAGGCUCAGCUGCGAUUGCAGCCAGCCUAUGCUCGAAUUACCCCCAAGCAACCCAUCAGCCGUGCCGCUGCUAUCCGCCAGGCCCGUGGCCGAUACUUCUCUACACACGCAGCUGGCAAGCUUGUCAAUGCCGCUGCCGCCCGUGGAAGCGCCCCUUCUUACCAGAGCACUCGUGUCGGUUCUGCCGUCAGUCGCCUUACUGCGCAAGCGCCCUUCGCGACGACUCUUCGUCCUAACCUGACGGGUGGUACUCUGGGUCGGACAGCGGGAGGCUAUGCUAUCGGUGCCGGGCGUGUUGGAGGAGCCCGGUACUUCUCGCAUGGGCCGGCGAACCCCGCGCAGGUCAUCAACAAUGUCUCGCAAGGAGUACGUGCUUUCUUCUUGUCCGGUCAGAGGGUCAGAUUCGAUGGAAUUGAUCCUCGUACGGGCGAGAAGCGUUACAAGGCUGUGACUGCUCUCCAGGAUCAGACUGAACGCCGCAUGGCAGAUAUCCCACGCGCGAGUCCCGGCUCAUACAUUGACUUUGAAGUUUCUCCUACCAUCACCGCUUUCGGUGUCAUGGGGGAACUGCAAAAGAAGCAGGUGUCGGCUGAGGAUUUUGAGCAAAACACUCUUAGCUCCGAGGGCCUUCUAGAGCUGCUGUCCGUCGACUUCGCACGUGCUUUAAAGGAUUUUGCUGCUGUGCUGAACGAUCUGAAGCGUCUCUCGGCACUAGGAGACUUGCCUAUCUCUCUUCAAGGGAAAUCCACAAUCCGAGUGGGAUUCCCGGGUUGCGAUGCGGACACAGUGGAGCGACUAUGUGAUGAAGUGGGAGUUGAGAGGGGCCGAAUCAUCCAAGAUGAGGACUUCGAGGUCCGCAACGCAGCUGAUCUCGCUCUUCUCUUCCCAUUUGCCCCCAGCGUUGCACCUUCAUCCGCGGCUGGUUACUUCAAUCUGAGAGACCCGCCCGGACAGCAGACUCCACAUGAAGUCGACUGGCGCGACAUGAUGUCUUCAGAACGCAAGACACAUCCUUCGUGGAUCUACUCACCGCACACUGGAACGGGUCUGGACUACGAGGACGUUGAGAUGUUCGGGCCAAACCCUUGGACAACCUCGCCGUCUGGCUAUUCUAGCGUCGACAUCAGUGAACUGGGUGAUAGGGGAUUCUUUCCUGAGUUGUCCGUCACAGGAGGUUCUCGAUCCGCAGAUCAUGAAGGUCUCGGGGGGAUAUAUAGAUUCAUUUCUGAAUGCGACCAAGCUGCAGCGGGUCGUUAACUUUUGUUCUCUUGACACAGGCUUCGACAGCCAUCUCCUUUUGUUGAUUUCAUUUUUGAUAUGGCGUUUUCUGGAAUACCUUAUUUGUUUUACUAUCAGAUUAGGUGUGAGCCGUGAUAGCGUUGAGAAGAGACCAUCAUGGCUCCGCUGGAUCCGUCCGAUAAGGAUGUUGAUCCGAUAGACUGUCGUUGACACUCUCCACUAAUACUACUGUCUACUUGAUGUAUUGCCGAAGCUGUAU